AUGGUAGAAUCCAGUUACAACAGCUCUUCAAAGAUCCACAAAAUGAUUGAGUACCGCACAAUUUAUCCUUUGUGUGUAGGCUUGAUCCUUGCUUCUGUAAUAGCAAUAAUCAUUCUUUAUAAUAAAAUGGCUCAGUGCGGAAUUAGUUCUUACCGAGAACUAUUCCUUUCUUCGCUUUUAUUAUUACGGGGUUCAGUUUUAUUACUACGGGGUUCAGUUUUCCACGUGGACCUUUAUCCUCAACACUAAUAUAUAAUACCGCAUAGGGUAUUUAUUUGGUCCAGGGUAUUAGGAAACACAUGGUAUUACUGCUUGACAUACCUGAGGAGGGUGACCCUUAGGCGGAACACGCUCAAGAGUCAAGCUCGGGCGAGGCAAUGGCCAGUGCGGACCUUCUGGCCUUAUGGGGGCGUCUUCUGUAAUGCCUGCUAGGCAGGAUUGCUGAUGAUGUCACCAGUUGUGAGUUAAUAGGAUAGGCUUAUGGAUGCCUAAAUUAUCCUGCUGAAGAGGGAAGACACUUUAAAUACUUCAGUAAUGUAAUAAUAAUUCUUUACUCUUCGGAAUACCAUUGAGUUAAAGAUGUGAAAGACUAUAUAAUAGCCCAAGAAAUUAAUCAUCUUUUAAGAGCUUCAAUAGCAAGAGGAUUAAUUUUCGGCUCACUUUUUUCAACUGUGAAAUCCAUUUAGAACAUUGCCCAGCUUCAAUUAAUUAGAGGAGUUUUUGAUGGUAGUUUAAGCGGAACUAUCAAAUCAAAUGACAAUUUAGCAGCUAACUUAAAAUUGGUGUGGAGUGCUGGCUAGGCUUAACUAUCUGAAUAUAGGGCUAACCGACCGCAGUUCACACCCAAGACAGGCAGAACCCCACCUGAGGAUAGAACUUGAAAGCUGGAAAGGGAUAGCCCAGCAAGGCUAGAGACAUUUGUUUGACCAAUCAGGUAGAUUCUAAAUGUGAUGCCAGGAGUUGCGUUCUAGACCACAAGUUUUAUUCGGACUGAUAGCCUACCAAAAAAAUAUUUUUGAAUUUUAGAAUAGCAGCCCGAUUGACAUGCAGCACAGCAAAAUUCUUUGCUAAUGCAAGCUCUCGUCCAGAGGAAGCAGUCAGGCUGGCAAGCAAUAGUGUAGAGCAAAUCAAGGGGCAUGAAAAACCGACAUGGCUGGUAAGGAGCAUCUCAAUAUAAUCUAAGUAGCAAGGCAAUCUAGCAGAUCCAAAUGCAGUAGAUGCCAGAAACCCUGGAAAUAUUGAUUUUAAUGCUAGUGGUAUUUCUGAUUAUGUGUUUUCUGACACCUCACGAACUCUCUCAAGCUCUACUUAUUAUAACCAGCUAAAACUGCUUGAUAUACUUUUGAAUACAGUAAACCCACUCUAUAAAGGAGCAAUUUUGCAAUUAGGCUUAAUAAUGGAGCAAGACCAUUUAGAUUAUAGACACCCAGUCCAAAAUAUGAGCUAUGUACAAGGCUCCAGUUUUAACUUUUCUGAUACUUGUGGAAAAGAAAAUGUGCCAUUUGACCCUAUAUGUACAAAAACAUAUUAUUGGCUAAAAAAUAAUCCUAAUAGAAAUGCUACAGUUUCUUAUGAAUACUCAGUGAUUCCUACUUAUUUAGAUACUGAUUUUGGGGCUUCUAUACUGGUGAGUCAUAAAGAUAUGAUUAAAGAUUGAAUGAAUCCAUAUGAAUAUUAUACGUAUUUUAUUACAAGUAACUAUGGAGAGCUUGUUUUGGCUGUAAGCAAUAAAUAAUAUUCCAUGAGGGAGAGCUAAUUUCUCUUCAUAAUGGAAUUUUAUUAUAGGUUGGUUUCAUCUGAAGAAUUUCUGCACAGCAGCAAUUUAACUUUAGUAACAUAGGCAGAGGAACUGAUCCUCAGCGCAUUCAAGAGGCUUUGGUUUUUACUACUAUGCAUGUCUGAAGAGGGCGAUUCUUAGGUGGAGCAGGAGCUAAGUCUUACAAGAGCGACUGCAACGUGCCGGUGAGAAGUAUAGCUUUGACUGUAAGCAAUCAUUCCAAGGAAUACCUGCUAUAUGAUUCACCAUUUAAGAGAAAGUGAUGCAACUAAUUAGGUUUAAUCACUUUUUAAUAGGUCUUGGGCUCCUGAAGCCUGAAAUACCUAUAGGGCUUUCCUUGAAUAGCCCUAUAAUCAAUUGCAAUUGUUUUGGCUUUAAAUCAAAAAGAUAUUGACCAAAUUUUCUCUUACAAUUUGUCAUAUAAUUUAUUUCCAGACGACUAUUUCUUAGCUCAAAGAGCUGCACCUACUCUGCAGGCUAUAAUCAAUGCGAAAAGUACAAGCAGCUCUGUUUUUGAUGGUCUGAAUUCUCGAUAUUACGUCGCAGUAACAAAUAUGAACAUCACUUUAAGCACCCGAAAAUAUCCAGGCUAUGAAGACUCCUUUUCAGCUGGAGUCAUGAUCAGUCGAGCCGCUCUAUUUAUUGACUGAUACGACACAUUAGACACAAUAGAAAAUACCAUCAUAAUCCAAAUGGUUAUUUUUAUUUGCUUUGUAUUCCUCACCAUUAUUAUCGCUGUUAGACUUUCUAAGUCAAUUACCCAUAGAGUUACUUAUCCUUUAUGGCAACUUGAACAAUUCAGAUUAAAAUUAAAUAGGUGCUUAUAGUUCCCAUUUCAAACUGGUGGUAUUCUGUGUGACAAUGGGGCCUGGCGGCACAGCUGAAUUGAGUGGCUUCGACCUCUGGUAACUCCAAGCCCCAAACCUUGGCUUCUUAUCAUCUUUUAUUAAAAACCUUUGCCGGCCCACCACCAUUUUAUUUAUAUAUUGAAAUGAACAAUACUUGCUUGGCAAAAUAAAACUGAUUCAUACCCAUAUUCGGUUUAAUAGAGAAACCAACACUAUUGUAAAAUCCCUUAAUUUAAUUGAAGAUAUAGAAAAACUUAUAGACCCCCAUUAUUUGCUGCACCCAAGAAUCGAGGAAAGGCUGCAGAAUUUAGAAAUCGUAGAAAUGAUUUAUACAAAAAUUGGGAAUUUAAGAGGAAUUGCUAUUAACGAUGACCCCCCCUCAAUCUUCAUGUCUAUUGCAACAAAAAUUUUUCGAAAAAAACUUCAUGCCUACUGCAACACAACAUUUUUAUAAAAAAAUUAAUGCAUUUUUCUCUAGGUGAGUUUCUCAAAAAAACCAUAAAGCAGCGCUGCUGUAGGCGUGUCAAUGACCUUCUCAUCGAGAUUUGGACGGCUAUUGUCAUCGCUCGCAAUUUUAUUAAACUUAUCUAGCUGAAAAGUACGGAAAAAUUUAAGAUUCGCAUCGAAAAAUUGUUGACGAGGAUUAGAUUAUUACAAACAGGCACUAGCCAUAUUGGUGACGCAGUCACCAAAGACCUCCCAUACGGAAUAUUCGACCGCUUUUCGACUCUAGCCCAGAGGGUCUAUCCCUCUUACGAGUGCCCUUCUGGCACCUUCUGUCUCCUCCUUACCUUGCGGCUAUAGUCUUGAGUGGGCGGCUUAUGGAUUUCUGUGGCCCUGCUACAGGCGAUUGGAUUAUUUUGACUCCAAAGAUCCUUGGAGUCUAUCGGGUGUCAAAGUGCCUUACUUCGAUAGCUACAGGCAAAAGACUGUUCCCCUGCCUGGGCCAAAACCUCAGUUUCUCUGUAGACGAAUGCCCAUGGGUCCUUGGAUCCAAAGGACUUUGUUGAGCACCUCCAUUUCAACCACAGGAAAGCAGCCAAAACCUACCCGGAUCACACUUCUUGAGCCUGCGUCUGACUCUCGGCUCGGAGUCCGUCCCAGUUUGCCGUAGCCAUAAGGCCUGGACUGUUGCGCCAAGAGGGCAGGUUGACACGUGUCGCAUUUUAAUGUAUAUAAUUUGUUGCAAGAGACAUGAAAAUUAUUAUUUUUUUUAUAUAAAUUUUUAUAUUAAAAAAUUGAAUUUUUGUUGCAAUAUACAUGAAGAUUGAGGGGGGGGGAUCAUCGUUACUUCAAAUUUAAUUGGAAAUAUUUUUUAUGAUAAUGGACAAUAUAGGAAAGCAAUUGAAAAAUAUAAAGAAUCACUAGAAAUAACAGUAAAAAUAUUAGAAGGUGUAGAAGAACAAGAAAAGGAGGAAUCUGAGCUAAAUGAACAAGAAAGAAUAAAAGAAGGCUUUGUGUAUUCUGGCUGGAAAGCAGAAAAAGAUUUUUUAAUUGAUGAUAUCAAUAAUAGAAAACUGCAGCUAUGUAUGGCUAUGAGGGCAAACUUAAAAGUUACAACCGCACCAAUAACUGAUUUACGAACUGAGUGGAAAGAAGUGCUUAACCUUCAAACCAGCGUCCUCCAGCACUACAUCCAAACUUCUUCAAAUUUUUUACAGUUAAUCAGACUUCUUAUAGAUAUGUCAAUUUCUUUUCAGUCCCUCCAAUACUUCCACUCAGCAAUUGAAAUUUUAAAUAUUGUCCAUGAUGAGCUUGAAAAGCUUGACCAAAGCAGUCCUGAGUUCAUUGAUAUUGACAUUGCCAGACUUAAGAGAAUUGGGGUCAAUCUGCAAGAUAGCUUAACAACGACGUCAAGUUUUUUUAACGUCACAGAUAUUACUUAUCAAAAAGACGUUUUAAAGCAGUUCAUGUAUUAUAGAAAAGGAAUCAUCUUUAAAGAGCAAGACAAGUUCCAAGAAUCAGCAGCAUCUUUUACCUUGGCUAUCGAAAGAGGAGAGUAUUAUGACCCUGAAAUCCGAACACUCUGCAUAGAAGAACUUAACCGCAUGAUGAAUAAGUUUUCAAUAAAAACUGGAAUCGAUGAACUCAAAAGAAUGCACCAUAAUAUCAAAUAUUCAAAAAAAUCAAUAGUCUUCAUUUUAAGCUAUAAAAUCAACUCCAACCCGAAGCUAAAUAAAAAACUUAUUAAGUUUGUGAAUAAAGAAAUAGGCCAAAAAAGGGACCAAUUUGGAGUAGUAUGCAUGAAUUCGAAAAUAAAAAAUAUUUUAGACGUGGCUCCAAGAGAUAUGCCAGAAGUUGAUUUGGAGCAUUUAUUAUUUCAGAUAGCAGCAAGAGCAGAUGGAGAAGAAUUGGAUCAUAUUUAUGAUUUAAUUAUGUGUGGGUUUAAUUGUUUUCCUGUUGAUACUCUUGAUAAACAUAUAGUUGCCUUUGUUGGUCCAAGUGAUGCAGAUGUUGGGGCUUCUUAUUUAAAAGACCUUGAAGAAAUUACUGCAAGAAAAAUCCAAAUUAUCGUGAUUUUUAUAGAAACGCUAGUCGACUCAGAUUUUCGGAAUUUUUUAGAAAACAAUGACUGCAAAAUAUUUAUUUGUGACAAAAUAAGCCAAUUAAAUGAAAUAUUGGAAGAAGUCAAAAGCCUCCUGUUUGGGAGAUCUUUAAUAUAA
Blepharisma stoltei is the source of this 5288-nucleotide messenger RNA. NCBI's taxonomy places the organism in Eukaryota, Ciliophora, Heterotrichea, Heterotrichida, Blepharismidae. The record is from the annotation of a GenBank genome assembly.